AUGGGGACGGAGACGCCGCAGAAGGCCGCGCGCCCCGAGACGCCGGCGGCCAAGGAGGAUGCGUCGCUGAGCGGCAUCGUGUCGUCCGGCGGCGGCAGCUCCAUGACGCCCGGCGGCACGAGGAAGAUGCCGAGCCGGCGCAUGUCCGUGACGACGCGCCACGCGAACCUCAAGAACCGGUCCAAGGACCAGAAGGAGGCCUGGGAGCGCUACUGGGCCGCGGGGCCCUUCCGGAAGACCGCGGACCUCGCCGAGGGCGAUUUCAACGUCUACCUCCAGCUCCUCGCGCGGCACCGGUCGCAGCCGUCGGCCAGCGAGCCGCCGCUGACCAUGGGCGAGUACGACCACCUGACGCUCCUCCAGAAGCGCAUCGUCUCCGCGGGUCUGGACGUCGUGCGGCCCGCGCGGAACCCGUUCCCCUGGGAGAAGCAGAAGCGGCGCUUGAGCUCGUUCAACAUGACCUACGGCAAGACGCACGCGCCGCGCCAGCGCCACGUGCGCCGGGGCACGGCGGCGCGGGGGACCAUCGUGGACGUGCACCGCACGGCGAAGCGGCUCAAGGAGGUGCGCGCGCGCGAGAAGCGCGAGGGCCGCCACGACGGCGACGACGCGUCCGGCGCCGCGGGGUCCCACGCGAGCAAGGGCGCCCACGGGCCCGCGUCGGCCCUGGGCUUCGAGCCCGAGGACCGGCUGGGCGCCCGCUUCGAGCGCGCGCAGCACGAGGCCCAGGCGCAGACCAUCGCGAACAACUCGUGCGUCGUCGUCCCCGCGGCGACGCACCGCGCGGGCGUCGCGCCCCAGCUCCUCGUGCCCGUGAAGCGCCGGGGCCCCAAGUGGGACCCCAAGGGCGGCAACGCGUCGGGGCGGCGCAACUCCCAGGCCGAGGGCACGGAGGGGGGGCUCGGCGAGGUCGCCGGCGGCGUGCUCGUCACGCAGUGGUGCGACGACGACGACGACGACCGCUCCGCGGAGGAGGCGACGCCGAACGGCCGGAAGGGCAAGAAGGGCAAGCGCAACGCGGGCGCCCGGGCCCACUUCAAGGGCGCGGUCCACGCCACGGUCGCCGGGAGCAAGGCGCACAAGAUCGUCGAGGGCUUUUUGGACGCGCGCCGCGCGGCGACCGCGCCGCGGCGCCGCGACUCGCACCACGCCGACCGGCGGCAGCGCGGCUCCGUGACGGCGACCGCCGAGGAGCGCGACGCGGCGCGCGCGGAGCUCAACGUCGCGCUGAGCCGCUGCAAGUACUGCCGCAACAACACGGAGUUCUGCCCGACCUGCGUGCGCGUCGCCAACGGCUGGCUCACGGCGAACCCGGCCGAGUUCGGGCUGAUCCACCACGAGAUCUCGGAGAUGAUGAAGAACAUGAUGGCGGAGACGUUCUCCCACGAGACCUACGGCGCGCCCAUGAUGAACACGGCGGAGACGGUCGUGGACCGGCGGCGGUCCUCGGUGUUGUCCAAGUCGUCGGCCAUCAAGGCGUUGCAUUUGGAGAAGGUCAACUCGAUCAUCGCGGACCAGCUCCAGAACGACGCGUGGUUCGAGGACCACAACCGGCGCCACCGGCGCAUCCAGCGCCGCGACAAGGCCAACGUCGAGCUCUUCGAGGACCUCGACGAGCGCAUAUCGCUGCCGAAGCAGUUCAAGAUCGAGCACGACACGCUCGACUCGUCGAACCUCAACACGAAGAGCGGCCAGCUCGACAAGAUGGCCGACGACCUCGGCGGCGGCGGCCGGCCCCGCUGCCCCUGGGCCCAGGACCCGCGCGAGCGCCAGCGCGCGCUCGUCGCCAUCGGCCAGGCCAUUAUGGCCGCGGUCUUCGAGCAUUUAGGGCCCGACGGCCGCUGGACGCCCUACGACGCCGGGACGGCGGCCAUGCUGGAGCAGUCGAGGCUGGCGAACCCGAACGCCGUCGUGCGCCUGCCGAACCUGCCCUUCGAGAUCCGCUUCGGCAGCGCGGCGCGGAGCGCGAAGAUGCCGAGCCCGCCGGAGACGGGCAUCGUCCAGGUCAACGUCAACAACGAGAACACGCGCGUCGUGCGGCGCACGAACCAGGCCGGGAACCAGGUCCAGAUCCGCGUGCCCCCGAACGCCGCUCCCGGCUCGACGAUCCAGACCUCGCUCCCCGACGGGAGGACGAUCAACGUCCAGAUCCCGCCGGGCGUCGCGCCCGGGGCGGUCAUCACCGUCGCCGUGCCGCCCGGCGCGCCGGCGCCGUCGCGGCCGUCCAUGCAGGUCGCGGCGGUCGGCCAGCCCCCGGCGCAGCCCCAGUACGGGCCGCCCCCGACGAUGAUGAUGCAGCAGGCGCCGCCGCCCAUGAUGGCGUCGCCGCCGCGACCGUCGCAGCCGUCCUUCCUUGCGGGACUCUGGGCCGCCGUCGAGGCGCGCGACCCGACGGACAUGGUCGCGGGCGCGCUCAACGAGGCCGGGCCGGAGGGCCUCGUGACGCGCUACAUGGACCCGCAGCUCCGGCGCACGCUCGUCCACAAGAUCUGCGCCUUCGGGCGCCUCGGCACGCUCCAGGCCGUCGCGGCCGCGCUCGACCAGCGCGUAGACCCGACCGGCGCGCUCAAGGCCGCGCUGCGGGACACGCCCGACGGCGAGGGCAAGCGCGGCCUCGAGCACGCCGUGCAGCGCGGCCACCUGGACGUCGUGCGCUGGUUCGUGGAGGUGACGCGCGCGGCCCCGGGCAACGCCGCGGCGCUCGCUCCCCCGGGUUCUCCCGUCGCGCAGUACCUCGCGUCGCUCCAGCAGCAGAGCAUCCCGGGCCGCCAGCUCGCCGAGGCGCGGGCGCUGGACCAGCAGCUCGCGGCGGGGCAGCCCGUCGUCGUCGCGGGGCAGCCCGUGCCCACGCAGGGCGGUUGCGCGAACCCGAACCCAGACCUCGGCAGCCUCACGCAGUGGCUCGACGAUCUCGAUUUGGAGCAGUACGAGGCCGACCUGCGCCACAUCGCCGGCGUCGACGACGUGCGCACGCUGGCCUGCAUGGAGGAGUCCCAGCUCCACGGUUUGGCCGCGGAGGUCGGCAUGAAGUACGGGCACAAGAUCAAGUUCAUCGACGCGUGCCGCGCGGUCCGCGACCCGACGCCGGCGGCCGCCGUCGACGCCGGCGUCGCGUCGGCGCUCAUGGCGAAGCUGAACACGCUGGAGCAGGGCAUGCACAAGAUCGACGACGCGCAGACCGCGAACGCCGCCGCGGUCAUGGAGGGCCUCCACCACAUCGACGACACGACGACGAAGACGGCCGCCGAGGUCGCGGCGAUUCGGGCGGAGCUCGCCAAGGUCGUCGACGCGACGCGGGGCCAGACGCGGCUGCUCAUGGAUUUAUGUUCGGACGCGACGGAGUGCCCGAAGCUUGUCUGGAUGGCGAGGGAGAAGGAGGCGGCCGUGACGCGCUGGCUCACGCCUUCAUCCUGGUACGGCAAGCCCGUGCGCGUCCAGUUCGUCUGCCCCGUGACCAUGCAGGUCGCCAAGAGCGGCAAGGACGGCGGUGGCUACCGCGUCGUGCUGCCCAAGGACUGGAUCAAGAAGUGGGGCGUCGCCGUGAACCUGUCGCUGACCGUGCUGAGGGUGGCCAUGCAGCUCGGCGCGGCGUCCAUGGGCUGCUACCACGCCCACGUGCCCGACAUGACCAUCGACCGCGCGCGCCUCAAGACCGCCGACGAGCUCUACGAGGAGGUCAACAAGGGCCUCGACCCGGCGACGCGCGACGCGCUCGAGAAGGGCGCGCCGGAGUGCAAGGCGCUCUCCGAGGCGUCCUUCCAGAUGCUCAAGGGCGAGCUCAAGAAGGAGGACCCGGGCCUCGACCUCACGGGGCUCGUCAAGGUCGUCGGCGGCUCGGGCGCGACGCUCUGCACGGAGUGGGUCCACAAGGACAUGCCCAUGGACGAAGUGCUCGUGGUCUACGGCAGCGAGUCGAACACGGCGAAGACGAACAUCGAGCGCAUCGCCAAGGAGUGGAUGGCGCGCGACGGCGUGAACUGGAAGGUCUGCGACGUCAUGGAGGGCAACGACGCCGCGGCGCUGGGCCUCGUGCACAUCGCGUCGACCUACGACGCCAUCGUCGUCGCGACGUCGUCCUUCCGCCAGGGCGACGCGCCGGCGAACUACGACGACUUCCUCGAGGCGCUGUACAAGGGGAGCGUCGCCAUGGACCCGAGCGGCGUGCGCCAGGUGCCGCUCGCGGGCAUGCAGUCCGCGGUGCUCGGCUUCGGCGACUCGCGCUUCGACACCUACAUGAACUGCCCGCGCCUGACGGACAUGCUCCUGGAGAAGUGCGGCACGCGGCGCAUGGCGCAGCGCCGCGAGAUCGACGUCAAGCUCUCGAAGGAGGACAAGGCGACGAUGAUGGCGGACUGGGCCGAGGACGUCCACGGCGCGCUGCAAGCGAAGACCAAGUACAGCGUGCCCAAGGUCUGCGAGUGGACCGUGCCGGGCAACGGCCAGACGUUCGACAAGUCCCUCGAGUACCUGCCGCCGCCGCCGCCGCCCGAGGCCGCGGGGCCGAGCCCCGUCGUCGUCGUCGCGGCCCUCGGCGCCGUGCUCGGCGUCGGCUACUACUGCUUCGCGUAGGGCGCCCCUAACGGUACGCGCG
This is a messenger RNA of Aureococcus anophagefferens, 4591 nucleotides long. RefSeq lists its product as hypothetical. The record is from RefSeq and is a predicted model, not a curated record. Gene Ontology annotation, molecular function: oxidoreductase activity; FMN binding; flavin adenine dinucleotide binding. Gene Ontology annotation, cellular component: cytosol. Lineage: Eukaryota; Pelagophyceae; Pelagomonadales; Pelagomonadaceae. The transcript has 4 exons. The coding region runs from base 1 to 4569 and encodes 1522 amino acids.